AUGACGGCACAAGACAAAGUCAAAGAGACAGUGCGCGAAGAAGCGCAGAGAGUCGCCGGCCUGGCACAAGAUGCUGCUCAGUCUGGAGCCUACCUCUAUCCCAUCAAGGGCAUCUUCUACUUCCUCUCGAAACGCGAGCUCUGGAAGCCUCUCGCAAACAGGCUCCUCCCAACCCUCGCUCUCGGUCUCACCACACUCGCUGGUGUCUUCUUCUUUGGAUACCUUCCCCAAGCUGCCGUUCUUGCAGUCUUCAAUGGACCUCUGGCUGCCGUCAAUGCCGCAUUGCUGUGUUUGAACGAGAGUAGCACCAUCUUCAAUACCCUCUCCAAGACGUUCCUUAUUGAGGAAAGCUUGAUCAACACCUUCGACGGCACUUUGGUUGCCAAGGGCGAGGCCGAACUCGUGUCCAGAGAGCGCAAGGUCGGUCGUGGCGGUGAUGCUAUCGGUCGUCUGGGCAAGCUCGUCAAGAAGCCCUUCGCCAAAUUCGCUCCCAGCGCCAUCAUCAGAUAUGUCAUGUACCUGCCUCUCAACUUCAUCCCUGUUGUCGGUACUGUCAUGUUCAUCCUUCUCCAAGGCAAGCGCGCUGGUCCUGCUGCUCACGCCAGAUACUUCCAACUCAAGGGUAUGAGUAAGGCUCGCCAGGAAGAGUGGAUCGAGAAGAGACAGGGCGCAUACACCGGUUUCGGUACUGUUGCUACUCUGCUGGAGCUUGUCCCCAUCGCCGGCGUCUUCUUCGCUUUCACCAACACUACUGGUGCUGCUCUUUGGGCUGCCGAUCUCGAGUCUAGGAACAACGAUAACCAGUCCACUGCCCAGCUCAGAGACCAGUCAAAGAAGGCCCGCUGA
Messenger RNA from Aureobasidium melanogenum CBS 110374, 846 nucleotides. RefSeq lists its product as uncharacterized. The coding region runs from base 1 to 846 and encodes 281 amino acids. Gene Ontology annotation, cellular component: prospore membrane; lipid droplet; ascospore wall. The transcript has 2 exons. The record is from RefSeq and is a predicted model, not a curated record. Lineage: Eukaryota; Fungi; Ascomycota; Dothideomycetes; Dothideales; Saccotheciaceae.